AUGUCCCCAGCGCCGGCGGAACAGUUCAAGAUGGACGCCGUGAAGAAGGCCGUCGUGGGGCUCCCAUCAGCAGCAGCGCUCGUGAGCGCGCUGGUGAACGCCAGCGACGAGUGCAGCCCGCCGUGCGCGGCCGAACUGUGCAAACAGGUCGAAGCAUGCGUCACGGAGGCCAGAAAGGCCGGGCCGCUCGGGCCCACUCAGCGGGCGGGGGCGGCCGGGGCACAGGUCGACGGGCGCGUGGACGUCAGCGAAGCGCUCUCGGUCAUCGAGGACAUCAGCGUGUCCACGCCCCGCGGCAGGUUCCGCCUCUGCGUGCUUCCUGACGCCAUGGUUCUCUGCGGCAAGUCCAACGACGUCCGCGUCCCCUUAUCCGCCAUCACCCACGUCGUCAUCCUCGACGAAUUGCCGCGCAGCCAAGGCAUGAACAGCAAGGACCGCGUGCUCGUCCUCCUGUCCCUCGACACCGCCGCGGACGUCCGCCACGGCAAGUCCGGGCCGCUCCCCGUGGUGCUGUUCUCCACGCUCGCCUCGGCAGCGGUGUCCUGCCGCGCGCCGAAAGCAGCCCCCGGCACCCCGCCGCUCAACGGGCAGCCCGCGGUCGUCCUGUGCCAGAUCCUCGCCGCGAUGGGCGUCCCCGAGGCCGCCUUCCUCUCCCCCGACUUGGGCGUGUUCAAGAGCUCCAAGGGCGCCCACGGCAUCUCGGCGUACCGCGGGACGUCGGACGGGUUCCUGUUCUUCCUCCAGGGCGCGAUCGUGUUCGCGGAGCGCCCCGCGCUGGUCCUCCCCGUGAAGCGCGUCCGUUGCGUCGGCCUGUCCCGCACCGGCGCCGCCAGCGCUACGUUCGACAUGGUGGUGUACGUGCGGGGCGGGGACGCGGUCGAGUUCACGGCGCUUGGGAAGGAGGAGAUGCCCGCGGUGAUGGCGUACCUGGAGGACCGCAAGAUCCGCCUCGGGGAGCCCGCGGGCGACGAGAGCGGGGGCGAGGAGGAGGGGGCUGCGGCGGGCGCCGAGAGCGGCGAUGGGGGCGAGACCGACGACAGCGACGACGAAGAGGACGACGACUUCGAUCCGAACGCCAAGGACUCCGAGUUCGAUGACAGCGACGUUGACGCGGAGGAGGUCGAGAUCGUCGACAGCGACGACGACGCGGGCAAGACGGGCAAGCGGCGGGCUGCCAAGCUGCGGGCGUCUCUGGGCGGGAGCGGGGGAGGCGCGGCGGCGCCCAAGGCCGCCAAGGCGCCCGCGACGACGCAGCCGCCCGCCAAGCGGCCCCGGCGGGACUCGGACUACGAGUCGGAGGGGUCGGACGACGACGACAUGGACGACUACGGCAUCCGCAGGGAUUGA
Pedinophyceae sp. YPF-701 is the source of this 1347-nucleotide messenger RNA. Lineage: Eukaryota; Viridiplantae; Chlorophyta; Pedinophyceae. The record is from the annotation of a GenBank genome assembly.